Messenger RNA from Bemisia tabaci, 433 nucleotides. Lineage: Eukaryota; Metazoa; Arthropoda; Insecta; Hemiptera; Aleyrodidae. The record is from RefSeq and is a predicted model, not a curated record.
UUCUUUCUAUUCUUAUUUUUCUCUAUUCUAUUCUAUACAGGAAAAGUGUUACCAAGAGCUCUACGAUAUUUUUCAAGAUUCAGAUCGAAGACCAACGAUGGGAGAUCUGCAAAAAAUGACGUACCUGGAGAAAGUGAUUAGAGAAAGCCUGCGUUUGUUUCCAAGCGUCCCAAUGUUGGGAAGAGAGGUGACAGAGGAUGUGCAACUAGGUGAAUACAUUAUACCUAAGAACUCGCUCUUAGCCCUUCCUGUCUACACCCUCCACCGCGACCCAACCGUUUUUCCGGAUCCAGACAAAUUCGAUCCGGAGCGCUUCAAUCCGGAAGAGGCAGCGGGGCGACAUCCGUACGCUUAUGUUCCAUUUGCUGCCGGGCCCAGACACUGCAUAGGUAAUUGCACUCCAUUUUGCAAUAAUUAGGAACCCUACAAUUCC